GCGUGGGGGGGAGGGGCGUCAGCGGUGACCCCCUGCCCGGUGCCCGCCGCCCUGCUGCGCGCUUUCCUGUGGACUCGCGGACCCCGGGCAGGGGUGCUGGCGCCCAGGUGUCGUCCCGCGCUGGCCGCUGCUGUACUGAGCGCGCACGGGUCUCAGCUCCCAGCCUCCCAUGGCCGCGCAGCCGGACCCCGGGACAGGCCCCAGCGUCAGCCCCGCGGCUGCCCCGUCCUGCUCAGGCCCAGAGCCUGCACCCACCGGUGCAUCCGGCUGCCAGACCCUCACGCAGGACACUGACAGCUGUGGUCAGUCGCCAGCCGCCAGGAGCCUCGGGGACGAGCAGGGCUGCCCAUCUGCCGCCCGCCAGCCCCAGCUCACAGGCCCCGAGGACUCACUCUGCCAGCCGGGACCCGGAGAUGCGCCGCCCGUGGGCUCCGCAGCCAGCCCCUGCUGGCCGCCGCCUGGCCCAGAGCCGCCCUGUGACGGCGCGGAAGGCAGCCCCGAGGCCGGCCCUGCGCAGCAGCCCAGGACCCCCAGGCAGCCCCAGCCCCGCGCCUGUGCUCUCAACAAGGUCCCCAAGCCGCUCGCGAAGCCAGGGAAGCCGCUCCCCGCCUCGGAAGGGGCACCAAGCAGCUCCGGCGCGGCCCAGGCUGCCCCCGCCCCAGAGAGCGGCACGGAGGCCGAGCCGGCGGGACCUCCUGAGCCGAAGGCAGCCAGCAGCGGACAGCAGGGGAAGGCCUGCCCCAGGUCCAAGGCACCGGAAGCCCCGCCGGCCCAGGGAGGCUCCGCUGGCCAGCAGGAACCGCAGGCGGUGGGCCCGGACUACGUGGAUGAGGUGUACAACAACCAGGGGAAGGUGAUCCGCUUCUACUGCAAGCUGUGCGAGUGCAGCUUCAACAACCCCAAGGCCAAGGACAUGCACGUGAAGGGGCGGCGGCACCGGCUGCAGUACAGGAGAAAGGUGAACGCGGACCUGCCCGUGGCCGGCAAGUCCGGCCCGCGGCUGCGCCGGCUCCUGGAGGGGCGGCUGCGCUCGCAGAGACGCCUGGCGCGGGAGCGGCUGGAGGCGCUGCGGCGCUGGCAAGCGGAGAGCAGGUGCUACGAAGCGCGCGGCAGGUGGCCGGAGGAGCCGCCGCCCCCAGACGAGGAGCCACCGCACCUGCCGCCGGACUGGCCGCCCCCACCGCUCAUGGGCAGGCCCGGGGCCUCCCCGUUUCCGCCCGGCUGGCGGCCGCAGACCAGCAACGACCGGUACGUGCUGUUCAAGCACUCCAUCAUCUACCCCACCGAGGAGGAGCUGCUGGCCGUGCAGAGGGCCGUGGCGCACACGGAGCAGGCCCUCAAGCUGGUGUCGGACACGCUGGCCCGCGAGGAGGGCGGCGGCCAGUACAGCGCCAUCGCGCCGUCUGCCCGCGUGCUGAAAGGCGUCAUGCGCGUGGGCGCGCUGGCCAAGGGCCUCCUGCUGCGGGGGGACCGGAGGGUGCAGCUGACCCUGCUGUGCUCGGAGAAGCCCACGCACACGCUGCUGCGCAGGAUCGCCGAGCUGCUGCCCCGGACGCUGCUGGUGGUGGCCGAGGACAAGUACGAGGUGUCCUCUGACCCUGACGCCAACAUCAUCAUCUCCUCCUGCGAAGAGCCCCGGAUGCAGGUCUCCGUGGCGGUCACCUCGCCGCUCGUGCGAGAGGAUUCCUCCGCGGACGCAGGAGCGGAGCCCGCGGCGCCCCAGCCGGAACCCCGAGACCUGCUGAGCGCCGAGACGUGCCUCGAGUCCCUGGCCGCCCUGCGCCGCGCCAAGUGGUUCCAGGCCCGGGCCAGCGGUCUGGAGCCGUGUGUGGUCGUCAUGAGGGUGCUGCGGGACCUGUGCCAGCGCGUGCCCACCUGGGGGGCCCUGCCGCCCUGGGCCAUGGAGCUGCUGGUGGAGAGGGCUCUGAGCAGCGCCACCAGGCCCCUGAGCCCCGGCGACGCCAUGCGCCGCGUGCUGGAGUACGUGGCCACCGGGACGCUGCUCGCAGACGGCCCCGGGCUGCAGGACCCCUGCGAGAAGGACCCGAUGGACGCCCUGGAGCCCAUGACGGCGCAGCAGCGCGAGGACGUGACGGCCAGCGCACAGCACGCGCUGCGCAUGCUGGUCUUCCGCCAGAUACACAAGGUCCUGGGCAUGGAGCCGCUGCCGCUGCCCAAGAGGAGGCCCGGCGUCCGCUUCCGCAAGAGGGAGCGCGAGGCCAGCAAGGCGAGGGAGGCCGCCGCCAACGCCGACAAGAAGCGCGGCCGGCCCGGCGCGCAGGGCCUCGCCUGAGCCAACCAACCGCCCGACCGGCCCCGCCCCCGACACUGGCCCCGCCCCCGACACUGGCCCCGCCCCCGCCCCGCCCCCGGCUCUUCUCAACGCUCGCGCUUCGCCCGGGAGACGCGGCACCUGCCCGGGCCCCUGCGUGCCUGCCCUGCCCCCUGCCCGGCGCGGACUCGCCAUGAGGGGCGCAGCCACCGCCCUGCCCCGGGGUGGGGUGGCUGAGGCCGGGGGAGGACGCGGGCCGGGCCCCACCCCGCACCGCCGAGUGCCUUGGAGGUCAGGGCUGCCCAGGGCGGGAGCUCCCGCCCCGCUGCGGGCACGGCCGCCCCUCGCGAGCGUUCCUGGCCCCGGGGACGCGCAUGCGGGCCCACCCUGGGACAGGGUCCACCCUGAGACAGGGCCCGGCGGCUCCCGGGGGCCGGGGCAAUAAAGGAGACGUCUUCAGCCGCCA
Messenger RNA from Oryctolagus cuniculus (rabbit), 2738 nucleotides. RefSeq names its product zinc finger RNA binding protein 2 (gene ZFR2). Gene Ontology annotation, molecular function: single-stranded RNA binding; double-stranded RNA binding; zinc ion binding. Gene Ontology annotation, cellular component: precatalytic spliceosome. Lineage: Eukaryota; Metazoa; Chordata; Mammalia; Lagomorpha; Leporidae. The record is from RefSeq and is a predicted model, not a curated record.